Molecule: messenger RNA, 1746 nt
Organism: Priceomyces carsonii
Lineage: Eukaryota; Fungi; Ascomycota; Pichiomycetes; Serinales; Debaryomycetaceae
Product: fungal specific transcription factor domain-containing protein
Exons: 1
Coding region: 1-1746 (581 amino acids)
Biological process (GO): regulation of transcription by RNA polymerase II; DNA-templated transcription
Cellular component (GO): nucleus
Molecular function (GO): zinc ion binding; RNA polymerase II cis-regulatory region sequence-specific DNA binding; DNA-binding transcription activator activity, RNA polymerase II-specific
Source: RefSeq, a predicted model, not a curated record
AUGCGCAUGUUGUUGGGAUAUAAGAAAUUGAGUCUUUUACAGAACGAUACGAGUGUACGAGACGACCUUGACUGCUUGAAAUCUCGAGAGGACAUAGAUCCAUGCCAUUUAUAUGAGACUACUGAAUCUUUACUACAUGUAAUUCGGACGAUUUUGCCGUCAAGAGCUAUUACAUGGAAGUUAAUAACAGUAUAUUUCAGGUAUAUAUAUGCAUAUUGGCCCUUUUUUGAUGAGGAUUACUUCAGAGUUGAAAUAUCUAACAUAAUAGGCGACGAAAAUGUUGAUGGAGAAGUGAUUUAUCCUGUUAUCAGAAAUAAAGAAACUUUUGCAUACUUAGGAUGUUUAUUAGUUAUUUUACGUGUCAGCUAUUUACUAUGCAUUUUGGAUAACAAGAACUUUGGUAAUAUGAGUUAUGCUAUAACCAAUGAGGCUAUCUAUGUUGCAAAUUUGUUUUUGAGGCGAUAUGAUCUCACAUCGAGGGUUAGCUUGCCUGUCUUGCAGUGCGCAUUAUGCUUGCGACUUCACCAAAGGAUUGAUCCAGAAAUUGCAGAGGGAUUUAAUCAGAAGGUAAAUAAUAGCAUUAAUACGGGCAUGCUUGUUCAAAUGGCAUAUUCACUUGGAUUGAAUAGAGAACCACAAAGAUAUACUAUUCGUGAAAAAAGAUUAAGGAAGAAAAUUUGGACUAUAUUACUGAUUUUUGACGUAUUGGAAGCCAGCUCAUCGGGUUCUGUCUUAUGUAUUAACAGAAAUUAUUGCUCGACAAAACCUUGCGAUGUUGAGGAUUUUGAAGAAGGAAGCAAGAAUGCCCUGUCCUCCUUGGAAAGAAUUGUCCUUCAAAAUUUCAAGGAUCUGUCUUUUCUAGUAAAAUAUAAAACAGAUAUAAUAAAUAAAGUUUUGGAUGUGAAUGGACGCACAAAAGUAUCAGAUUUCGUACAGUUAAUGAAUAAUUUUGAAAUUGAGGCAUUCAAGAGUGUUGGUUUUUUGAGAGACUUUUUGACACCUGCUUUUUUAGAUUCUACAGAAUUGGAAACCUACAACAAAACAUACAAGGCUAAGUUAAUUUUAACGACAAGGUCAUUUCUUUUACCAUUAUAUGUUCAUUUAUGCCUUUUCUUUGAAAGUAGAAGUAUUCUGGAAUUGAAGCUAUUUUAUGAAAAAAAGACACAAUGCGUCAUCAUGGGUGAAAUGUUGCCAAUUUUGCUUUCCCUCGCAGAAGAUUCAAAUAAUUUUUGUGGUCCAGUCGGUGUCUUGAUUCUCAUUUCUUCUUUCGUACAAAUAUUGCACAGAGCAAAUCUUAUAAAUAUAGCGAUAUUCAUUAGAUUGAAAUAUCACAUGUACCAUUUCGAAAAUAUUUAUGAUCAUGCAGACGAAAAGCAGUCAAUCCAUUUAAAUCUUGAAACAGUGGUCCAAAAACUUGAGAAAUGUAUUCUCAUUUUUUUAAAUUGCGUAAGUAAACUUUGCAACGAGUACCAUCAUUCAGGCGUUGUGCCUCUGGUUUACAAGUCCUACUUAAAUGCUACUAAAGAAAGAGAGUUUUAUGAAAAGCGUCCGGGAGACGAACUUUUUGAAAAGACCGUGUAUACGAAUGAGCACCUUAAGCAAAUGAAUAUAAUUUAUAAUGAUGCGUUGAAAUGUAUAGGACCAGCUUAUGCCUCAACCUUUUCAUUCGACUUAUUGGACGGAUAUCAUGAAUGUGAAGAUUUUGUUGACCUGAAACAAAAUUGGCCUGGAAGUUGUGCCAUCUAG